Messenger RNA from Phytomonas sp. EM1, 2163 nucleotides. The record is from the annotation of a GenBank genome assembly. NCBI's taxonomy places the organism in Eukaryota, Euglenozoa, Kinetoplastea, Trypanosomatida, Trypanosomatidae.
AUGGAGAAGCCUGAUGCUGAGAUCAGCUGUCUUCAAGGGUUGCCAUGCAUGGGUCCUUUGCAGGAGGAAACAGGUCAAUCAAACAGCGUGAACUCUCGGCUCAGCGGGCAAGAUACGCCUGCGCAACUGAGCCAAACACGCAUAGCGAAGGCAUUCGAUUCAUCUUCUUCAAUAAUCCCCGUUGCCCAGUCUGUUCCUGUGGGAGCUGCAUUAGUGACGCAAUUCAUAGAGCAUCCUGCCGCACCUAGUAGUUCUGGUGAUGUUUCGUUGCAUGACCGAUCAUUUUUUUUGUUAUCAAACUCCGUCUCUGUCCCACCCUCACGUCAUUCUAGAAAUGCAACUGCCCCUUUUCGCUCUAAAAAUGGUAAAACCCAAAGCAACUCGCCCUCUGUAGCCGCGCCGGGCCAACAAUCUGUGCGGCCAGAGGGUUUAGUUUGUCCUACUAAUCAACUAGAGGAAACUCCACGAGCGAGUUACCGCGAAAUGUCGUAUUGUCGGAGAGGAAACUCGAGUGUCGUAUCAUCGAUGACCUGUGUUCCAGCAUUGACAUCAUUGAAUCAAGUUUAUAAAGAUUUUGUAGAUUUAGUUCCGCCGUGCCUCCUUCCAAAGGACACCGAGUCCAUAAAGUCUUGCAGAGAGGACAAUAAAAAAGAGGCGGCUGUGAGGGAUUAUUUACGAAGAAUGAAUAUCCUCAGCUUAGAUGUCGUGUCGAACGGCAUAGAUACAUCCCUAAAUAUCUUUCAUGACGCCCUUUUUAAUGGCUGCGCAUUAUGCCAACUCACGUCGUAUCUCUUUGUUAAACAGAUGGAAUUGGUCACGAAAGGCGAUCCGGUUGCUUGUCGGCAGCCACGCCUCAUUGAAGAGGUACGUUUAAACUACAUUGCUUCUCUUCGCAUCAUUAGUGAGGUGCCGGACUGCGCCAAUGUCAUCUCACCCCAUCUUCUUUGUUUCACCCCAGAGGAUGUUUAUCGUCACGGUCGCAUUAGCGCCUUGCUGAACCUGUAUGUGCAUCUCAUCGCACUCCGCUUACCAUCCCCAGAGCGUUUGCCAUUGUUCCCCCCGGAGCUGUCCUGGCAGACACCUGCGGAUACGGGACACUAUGCACCUGAAGAUGCCCUGUCCAUGUGGAAGGCGGAGCGCCACGCGUGCGAUUUCCUUUUCACCUGUGGGGUGUUACCCGAUCCACAGUACUACGCUUUGCCGGAGGACAACUGUCUGAUCCCACGCCCACUUGACGUGCCUGCCAUUCCGCAUUACCACUCCAAACGAUUUGUGAGGCGUGGAGCGACGCCGGCGGCGCUCUACAUCCCUUCAGUGUUUCCUUACUUGUGCAACGGACUCGCGCUGCGUCGGUUGGUUCGUCGGGUCUUCUCAGGUUCGGUCACACGGCGGUUGGGUCCGUCAGGGAACCCCACGACGCCGGCGGGCUGCAUGGAGAGCCUCCACGCCUCCCUUGAGGCACUGCAAACCCUCUCCGAGAGCCUUUCUUGUGCGCAGACAAGGCUGGUGCAUCAUAUCUACGCCGGGCACCGCCGGAGCAUCGUUCUCCUCCUCGUGGCUGUGGCUGAGGUGGUGGGGCAUCAAAUGCGCACGACGCCAAGGGCCUCCUUGCGGCCCUCCGCGAUGGCUUCCUCGCUGCGGGAAGAUGAGGCCCGUCCUUCUGAGCUGUCAAACUCCCCCUUGGCCGUCAAACGGUCCGACGGUAGGACGCCACGCGCUCCGGCAUCAGGGAAGAAUGGGUUGGGUAGCGCCCUGGACGGCAAUGAGGCUUCUUUUUCCAAAAAGAAGAGGGCACAUUUGCACGCCUGGCUCGGAACCGUCUUGGGGAUGAACUUUAAAUAUGCAUCCAAGGACAACACAUUUUCCUUUAGCUCAUCAGACUUUAGCUUCACCGACCCAUUCCUACUUUUCUCAGAUGGUGUGGUGCUAGCCCACCUCAUCCGCACGUUAGAAAGGCGCCGCUGUGAAAGUCUAGAUUGUGUCCUACCAACCACCAAGAAACCUGCCAAACUGUUUAAUAUACGCCGUUGUCUUUUAUUCGUUCAACAAGAAAGGGGGGUGACCUUUAAUGUGUCUUUCAUUGAUGAGCGUCUGCUCAAAGGUGACCUUUGCGGUGUGUUGUCGCUACUAAGAAGCCUUAAGGAAAAGUAUAAAGCUUUUUAG